UCGGCAUGUCAAAAGGUGGGCCUCGGCCUGGGGCAAAAAUCGUAGCCCCAUCUUAUUCAUCUUUUGGGUCUGAAAAUCAGGCCCAUGUCUCACCAGCAGGCUUGAAAUUGGCUGGAGACUGAUAAGUAUCGUACCGGUCUCAUCAUGAAAGAUACAACCACAUCGGCCCAAAACAGCCCAGUAAAGGGCUAUAACAGGCCGUAUCGAGAACAGCAAUCGACAAGGCGAAGCCGAUCGUUAUAAAUGCUAUACUAGAUCUUUUCAAAGCCGCCUCACCGGAGAUGUUGAGUAUAGCAGACCUAGGCUGCUCUUCUGGGCCCAAUACCUUGUUGGUCAUCUCUGAGAUCAUCAAUGCCAUUGACGGGCGAUGUCGUGAUAUAGGCCGUUCAUCGCCCGAAUUCCGAGUGUUCCUAAACGACCUCUACAGCAAUGAUUUCAACACCCUUUUCAGGUCCUUGCCUAGCUUCCAUGAGAAACUCAGGAAAGAGAGGGGGAAUGGUUUCAGACCAUGUUACUUGGCAGGCGUGCCAGGAUCCUUCUAUGGGAGGCUAUUUCCAGACAGUAGCUUGCAUUUUAUUCAUUCUGCUGCUAGCCUGCAUUGGCUAUUUCAGGUCCCUCCACUACUUGAGAGUGAAAAUGGCAUUACCUUAAACAAAGGGAACGUCUACAUUGGGAAGUCGAGCCCUCCUCUGGUGUUUAAAGCUUACCUGGAGCAGUUCCAGAGGGAUUUCUCUUUAUUUCUCAGCUCUCGUUCUCGAGAAAUGGUGGCUGGGGGACGGAUGGUCCUGGCACUGUUGGGAAGGAGAAGUCAUGAUCCAUAUAGCGGAGAGUGUGGGGUCCACUGGGGCCUCCUAGCACAGUCGCUCAAUGACAUGGUCUCACAGCAUUUGUUUUUCGGGAAGAACGAAAACCUUAGAAGAAUCGAAGACAUGGAUGUGGAGCAUGUUUUUCACAUGAACGGUGGAGAUGGAGAAGCCAGCUAUGCUCAAAAUUCAUUUCUGCCGAAAACAGCAAUACAAAAGGCAAAGCACGCAGUAGAGAAGGCCAUACAAGAGCUCUAUUGCACCUUCCCAGAUAGCCUAAGCAUUGCAGACUUGGGCUGUUCUUCAGGACCCAACACCUUGUUAGUUAUCUCUGAGAUCAUAGAUACCGUGGAUGGGAUACGCCUCCAUCUGAGACGUCCAUCGCCCGAGUUUCGAGUUUUUCUAAACGAUCUCCCGUCCAAUGAUUUCAACAACCUUUUCAGGUCAUUGCCGGGCUUCUACGAGAAACUCAAGAAAGAGAAGGGUGACGAUUUUGGGUCGUGUUACGUCGCCGGCGUGCCGGGAUCCUUCUAUGGGAGGCUCUUUCCAUAUAGGAGUCUACACUUCGUGCAUUCUUCGUACUGUCUGCAUUGGCUUUCUCGGGUACCUCCGUUGCUUGAGACUGAAAAUGGAAUUGCAUUGAACAAAGGGAAUAUAUGCAUGGGAAAGUCUAGCCACCCUCUCGUAUUCAAAGCCUAUUCAGAGCAGUUCAAUGGUGAUUUCUCCCUCUUUCUCAGCUCUCGCUCUGUAGAAAUAGUGGAGGGGGGUAAGAUGGUUAUCACUUUAGUAGGCAGAACAAGCCCAGACCCCUGCAGUGAGGAGUGUCGUUACGUUGCUGAACUUUUAGCACUUGCACUUGAUGACAUGGUCUCUGAGGGAAUGGUGGAAGAGGCAAAGGUGGAUUCAUUCAACGUGCCGUAUUAUCCACCGUCCAUCGGCGAGGUUAAGGCUGCAAUUGAGAGAGAAGGAUCCUUCGAUCUUGGUGAACUGGAAAUCUUCAAGGUAAGUUGGGAUCCGAGCAUGGAUGACGACAACGGAAAUUUUGUCUGCGAUAAGUAUGCGAGCGGUAUGAAGGUGGCAAAGUUUCUAAGAUCCGUAUUAGAACCUAUGCUUGUUAGUCACUUUGGCAAAGCCAUAAUUGAUGAUUUGUUCCAGAGGUACGGAAAGAAAGUCGCCGAUCACAUGUCGAAGGAGAACCCGAAACAUGUUAAUCUUGUGGUCUCAAUGACUAAGAGAGGUUGAUGAUCUAAGAUAGAUUUCAGCUGCAUUAUUAUUAUUAAGAUGAUGCCUUGAUAUGAUGUAAUUUUCUUCAAAUGACAUCUAUAAUCACAGUA
Molecule: messenger RNA, 2137 nt
Organism: Magnolia sinica
Lineage: Eukaryota; Viridiplantae; Streptophyta; Magnoliopsida; Magnoliales; Magnoliaceae
Product: probable jasmonic acid carboxyl methyltransferase 2
Exons: 7
Coding region: 282-2045 (587 amino acids)
Biological process (GO): methylation
Molecular function (GO): S-adenosylmethionine-dependent methyltransferase activity
Source: RefSeq, a predicted model, not a curated record